AUGGGUAAAGUGACCUACCACGAUGGCAUCGCCAUCCUCCAACUCAUCAUCUUCCCGGUGCUACUGGUUAUAGCAAUGCGUAUCUGGCACAGAAUUGGUUGGAGAGAGGGCGGAAGGAGCUGGCGAUUCGUCGUCACACUCUCUCUGCUACGAAUAGCUGGGGGCAUCUGUGCUUUGUUGACAAUCAACAAUAGCUCCAAUGAGAGAAUUUUCAUUGCGGAGGCGGUAUGCGAGCUAAUUGGUAUUGCACCUUUGAUUCUGACCUACGUCGGACUCCUUGGGCAAAUUGAUACGGAACAGAAAUUGAACCCCCGACUUCUAAGACUGACCACCAUAGCUGGUUUCGUUGGUCUCAUUAUCGGCAUUGCCGGCGUCAGCAUCAUCGAUACCAAUAAACCUUUCAAACCGAACAUCGAGAUGAAGGCCGCCAUAGCCAUCUUCCUCGCCUUAUUUGUCGUGAUGAUCUUCUUGACGCUUAUACUUGCGAUGCAACUUGGGAACGCGAUGCAUAAGUGGCAGAAGAAGCUGUUCAUGGCCAUUGUUCUUGGUUGGCCUUUUCUGCUCGUGCGACUGGUAUACUCCGCAGUGGCCGAUUUCAGCGACGACCAGAGAUUCUCUAUUGUGAACGGCGACGAUACUAUCUAUCUCUGUAUGGAUGUUCUAGAGGAGAUUGUGGCAAUGGCUAUCUGUGUGGCGUUUGGUUGGUCGGCUUUGAAGGAGAAAGAACACAAAGAGAUUGCUAAGGGCCCAAGUGCAGAAUGGCUAGCUUUGGAGCCCACGUUGCCUCCACAGCCUGCUCGACCAAUUGAGGAACUCCAAAAGUGGACUAAUGGCGUGCGUGAAAGUGCCGCAACCCAGGCUAUGAUCAAUGAAGAUCUUGUCUCUCGAGUUCAGAUUCGAGAUUAUAGUAUCAUUGCUCGCGACGGUGAAACUCUCGAGGCACGAACUUACCGCCCUGCGCGCUUGCCUCCAUCGCAGCCCCUUCCCAUAUACGUACAUUUUCAUGGUGGAGGCUUUCUUUUCGGGACUCUCGCUUCCGAAGAUGCCACCUGCUCUCGUCUCGUAACUGCUUUAACCGAACGAGAUACUCCCAUCAUUGUAUUUAAUGUGAACUAUCGGCAUACACCAGAGUGGCAUUUUCCGACUGCCUGGAACGACACGGAAGAUGCUUUUAUUUGGGUUCAUGAGCAUAUCACACAGAUUGGUGGACUCGGUGACCAAGUCUUUGUGGGCGGCAUAUCGGCGGGAGCUCAAUUAGCUGCAAGUUUGUGCCUUGCACAUAGCAGUAACGGCGCCAACAAAGCCUUGACUGCCUGUCCAAGCAUCCAGGGUCAGGUCCUGAUGAUUCCCUGGCUUGUCCAAUUAGAUCAUUAUGCCCCUCGACAGGAGAUGUUGCGUACGCCCGAGGUUUCGAGCUUAGUACAGUGCGCUAAUGCGCCGGUCCUACCGAUUGAACGCAUUAAAUUGUUCGCGUCACUGCUUGGUUGUGAUGAGGUUCGUGCUGCAGGCAACGAUCUCAGAUUGAAUCCAGGAAAUGCAACAAAGAAGGAUGUAGCCAAUUUGCCUCCCACAACUUUCGGUAUUGCUGGGUACGAUCCGCUAAGGGACGAGGGCCUAUUUUAUGCAAAACUCCUCAACGAAAAUGGUGUGCCGACUAAUGUCAACGUCUUUCGUGGUCUUCCUCACGGAUUUUCACUGUUCGGGAGUAAAUUAUCGGCAAGUCGGAGAUGGGACCUGGUAAUGGCCGACGGCAUUACCUGGGCAAUGAACAAUCCAUUUGUUAAACCUUUUGAAGUGAAGUCUGAUUAG
This is a messenger RNA of Talaromyces amestolkiae, 1809 nucleotides long. RefSeq lists its product as uncharacterized. The record is from RefSeq and is a predicted model, not a curated record. NCBI's taxonomy places the organism in Eukaryota, Fungi, Ascomycota, Eurotiomycetes, Eurotiales, Trichocomaceae. Gene Ontology annotation, molecular function: hydrolase activity. The transcript has 5 exons. The coding region runs from base 1 to 1809 and encodes 602 amino acids.